UUUGACGGAACAGCUGUUGCAGAAACGUCUCGGGUUCUCGCUGUUGUUUUUAACGUUUUCGUCGCGGAAAAAUGAGCGAAAAUAUUGUUUUAUCAGUGUAAACAACGUUAAUGUGAUGUGUGUUCUUAGUUUUUAUAUUAAAGUGAUCCAGAUUGUCAAUUUCGGAAUGAGUUUUCGAUGAUCGUGUAGCGAUGGCUUGUGGAAUGCAGUACGAAGACAAUGACCUUCUCACGGAAGAAACUGACUUCCAAGCGAAGUGGAGCAGGUUUUCCGACUGGCUGCAUUGUAUUUGUGUCGUCACGUUCGACCUGGAACUCGGGCAGGCGAUGGAAAGCGUGUACCCGCCUGACGUAAAGUUGACCGACCAAGAGAAGUGUAAUAUCUGCUAUUUAGCGUUCCCGGAUUCUAAUUCAGGAUGUAUGGGAGACACCCAGUUCCAUGUGCGGCUUCGUUCGCGAACUCUUCUCACCAAACAACAAUUGAGUUACAACGAAGACAGUGUACCUACCCUACGCGCGGACUCCACACAUUACUGGGGUUUUGUGUACUUCAGACAGGUUAAAGACCCUUCCCUACCCCGUGGAUAUUUCCAGAAAAGCAUUAUUCUGCUAACAAGACUGCCUUUUAUCAACUUAUUUUAUAAAGUAAUUCAGUUAAUUGCACCAAAGCAUUUUGAGGAAGGUGAGAGAAGUUUAGAGGCUGCAUGCCAUGAUAUUAACAGAUGGCCGGUCUUGGGUGCCGGCCAAAAUGUACUACUGCCUGUUUUGGGCACAGUUUUCCAGUCGUACAUUCCAAAUCAACAGACUGGUAAGAUAACUCGCUCAGAUAUAGCUAAACAGGUGCAUUCUCCAAAUGUACCUCAUAUACUGGCCUCAAUACAAGAUGUUAAUGUGUUUGAUGCUUUAUCUAGUUUAAUAUCACACCUGCAUCUACUAUGGGAGCUAGUAUUGACAGCUGAACCUAUAGUUGUCAUGGCUAGUUCACCUACAGAAUGCUCUGCUCUGGUCCAAGCUUUGACAUACUUAAUUCAACCACUCCCUUAUUCAGCAGAGUACAGGCCAUAUUUCACAAUCCAUGAUAGUGAAUUCAAAGAGUUCACUAGAAAGCAGUACAAUCCACCUUGUGUAAUCCUUGGUGUUACAAAUCCAUUCUUUACAAAAACAUUACAACAUUGGCCCCAUACUAUAAAGCUAGGAGAUUCUUCGUCAAUUAAAACUAAACUGAGGAAGGUUGGAAAUACCAAACUGUUGGAUACAGCUCCAGGAGUGUACACUCAAUACAAACCAUUUUUAGAAAAAGAUAAAACUAUUAUAAAAAAGCUUCACAAUGGAAUUAGGACUGAUCGGCCAUCUGAAGUCCAAACUGCAAUGGUGAAGCGCCACCUGCUUGAACUGACACAAAGCUUUAUGAUUCCGCUGGAGAGAUACAUGGCUUCAUUGAUGCCUUUGCAGAAGAACAUUUCGCCCUUUAGAGCACCUCCUGUACCUAAUCCAUUCAACCCUGAAGAUUUCUUUGCAACACUGCAGCAAGCAGGCCCUCACUUGACAACUGGUAUUAAAGGAGACUGGAUAGGAUUGUACAGAAACUUCUUUAGAACACCAAAUUUCAGUGCUUGGUUUCACCAAAGGCACAGCAACUUGACAAAUAAGCUUCAUGCAUUACAACUUGAGGCUCUUGCUGAGAGUGAUUUGAAGAAAUGGUCUAUUGGGAAGAAAGAGGUGGAAAUUGUUGAUAUGGUCCUCAAAUUGCGGGAAGUUUUGAAGAGCAAUCCUCCUGUGGCGGAUAAUACUCGGACGCUGCUAGCUAGGAGGCUAGAAGACUUGAACUGUGUGUUGCCAGAGGACAUGAAGUCCAUAUUAAAUGCUGCCACAUGACAUAAAGAUGGCUGCGCCUCGGGACUGAGAGGAUGCAGCAAUGACUGCAAAAUUCAGUUAAAAUAUAACUGUACAUCUAUCACUUGUGUGUAAAUUAAUUUGCCCACAUUUGGACAUUGUAAAUAACUCAAUUAGCUAGUUUUUCAUAGUUACUCAGCCUAAGUUCUAUUAGAGUUACUGUUACGGCAUCAUUUUAUUGUUUUCUGUUGAAAAGGAAAUUUUCCACUUGUGCAUUGUCUUUUAUCUAUUACAUAAGUUGUGAUAGUGUGAAAUUCAUGGCCUCCAAAGAUAAAUUCAUUGAAUAGAAAUUUACUUAUUUAAAGGAAUUCAAAAAUUCUCUUAAAUACCUACACAUCCUGUAACCUGACAGAGGGCAGCAGUAAACUGUCUGUACUAUUCAGAGGCCUCCGCCUCUGAAUAACGGAGGAUGGGUGUUCUAGUACGGCUUUGAAAUAGACUACUCCAGGCGCCAUCCCACUUGCAUCAGACAGAGUACUGCGGGGCGGAAGGCAAGAGGGAAGCCACUGCUUUAGUUUUCCUUAAAAAAGUAGCUUGGAGAAUACUACACCAACAAGAGUGUGGCUCUUAAAUUAGUGAUGUGGAUGACCUGCACAUCAAUCAAUAUAUCGGGCUAUUUUUAAUAUUAUAAUCCUUUAGUUUCAUUUAUGUUAUCUUACAGGCAAUUUCAAAUGUAUUUGCUUUAACAUACUUUGAACUGUACUUUAUCUUAUCUGUAACAUAUUAUUAUGCCAUUCAAAAUAACUACUGUUAACAGAGUUCAUUAUCAUGCUAAUACUUGUAUAUUUGGCCACAUGUUGAAACCAAUUAUGAAAGUAACCAUAACUAAUUAUUCAAUGUACAAUAUUCUGUUUGUAAUGGAGCAUAAUAUUUCAAUUUAAAAUGUUAUUAUAGUCAAGGUUAUUUUUUUAAACUAAAAGUGUAAUUAUCAGGGAGACUAAAGAGGUCAAGAUUGGAUGUAUAUGCCAUAAAAGUAGAUUUACUGGUGAGAUUUUGGGACAAACUUCUGAAUAGCUUUCUAUUAAUAUCAGAAGAAAAUUACUAUGAGCAACUAUCUCUUUAUCCAUAUGCAAACUUAAGUUACAAGAAGAAAUAUUUGGGUGAAUUAUUUUCAUUCAUAUAAUAUUAGAAUUCAAUAAAAAAAUGUAUACACCUGUUUUUUAAUUUUAUUUUAAGUUGUACCCAUCAUUUUCUUAUCCGCCGAAAAGGAAAGGGACGCAUGAUUGACAACUGUUAAUUUUAAAAUAAAUGAAUAACCAAGGCAAAUAAAAUAGGCAUCUCAUUCUGCCAGGUUAUUGGCCAACAUUAUAAUUUUGGGAGGGUUUUUUUUAAAUUCCUGCCUAAAAUUAAUGUGUGUUCCAUAAAUUUUAUGCCCGUCGAUUACCCGUCCCUUGCCUUUUCAGCGAAUAAGAUAAUGACAGGUAUAACUCAAAAUAAAAUUAGAUGGUGUCUACAGGAAUCAGCACCAACAGUAUUUAUUCUUAAUAUUAAUAGCUUGACAGACACAGGAAGCCACAAACUUCCUCAAAAUGUGGGUAGAUAAAAGCCAGACUCAGCAGUAAAUCUCAACAAUUUCCUGCUUAUUCCUUUAAUAUCGGUUUGUUGUAUUUAGAUGUAUAUAAUACUAUAGGUAUUUUACUACAGACAUUUUAUUGCAUACUGACUUCAAGUAGGAAGUUAACAUCCUUCAGAGAUAUUUUAGAUAGGAAUGAAAUCUAUAAUAAUUAUGGUAUUACAUGUUAUCCAGGCUUAAAAAUAUGUAACAAAUAUUACGUAAUGGUUUGAUGGUCUAAACAAAUGGUAUUAUGUGAAAAUGUUGCAUGCCAAUGAUAAUUUUCUGAAAUGACGUCAUGUUUAUUCAGCAUGUAUUGUUGAGACAAAGUGGCGCCUACUAGUGGCGGAAUUAAUUUUCGUGAAAACCCUGUUCAUCUGACAUUAGAUCAGGCGCCUACCAAGCGACAUCUGGCGUCAAAAAAAAAAUACAAACACCAACAGUUACUGUUAUCUAGCCAACCUGUUAGCCAAUUUGUACCAGAAUAUUUGUACAUAAUUUUGUGUAUAUUGUAUUUAAUUAUGGUAGAUAAAGAUGUUACUCCUGCCGCAUGGUGAGGAUCUUGUUUAGUUGACCAGAAGAACAGUGGUUGAUCGUUAUUUGAACAACUAAGAUCAGCUGCUGAUAGUAGCAGGCGGCCCCGCUUGAAUGAUCAGUAAAGAAGUUCCAUUCGAGGGACGCUAACGCCAUUAUACAUACCAGAAAUAAUCGCGCGAGUGUCGGCGCCAAACAAACUGACCUAAACAAGUUUUAUAUUUCUCUUUUUCUACCAUGAUGUAAUCUUAAGUAUUAGUAUUGUAAAUGUUAGAUUAGAGAAUCUCAUUGAUACAGUAUCUUUGUGUAAUUAUUUUAAAGAUCCCUCCAUAAUGUUUUAAACUGUAACGUCUCAAAAUGCUAUAUUUUGUAAUUAAUGUUGUAGAUAGGAUUAUGGGCAUUAAAUAGAUCGAAUUAUUGUGUAUGGAAAGUAACUUAAAAGUUGAAUACAUAUCGAUUUUUUCUUCUGUGCAAUAUAUUUUUAAAAUACAAAUAUCCUGAGGCUUUUAGAGCAGUCUGCUUGUAACUCAUGAGAAUAACAACUAUUUUCUUGAGAACUGUAUAACAAGCAUACAUCAGAUUAUUUAAAAACUAUUUGGUGCCAAAAAUGUUCCAAAUUAUAUUCCAUAAUAAAUAAUGUAGAUAUAAUAUUGGCAUUCAUGUUAGCGUGUAAUUAAAAUGUGUAGUCAUUGUCUGAUUGUUUGACUACA
Molecule: messenger RNA, 4688 nt
Organism: Pectinophora gossypiella (pink bollworm)
Lineage: Eukaryota; Metazoa; Arthropoda; Insecta; Lepidoptera; Gelechiidae
Product: protein DENND6A
Exons: 1
Coding region: 192-1874 (560 amino acids)
Cellular component (GO): recycling endosome
Molecular function (GO): guanyl-nucleotide exchange factor activity
Source: RefSeq, a predicted model, not a curated record